This is a messenger RNA of Meleagris gallopavo (turkey), 1987 nucleotides long. NCBI's taxonomy places the organism in Eukaryota, Metazoa, Chordata, Aves, Galliformes, Phasianidae. The record is from RefSeq and is a predicted model, not a curated record.
AUGUGCAAGUAUAUAGCGGAUCUCUUCAAACUCCUCAUGUGUAAAGCUUCCGAAAAGUUUGAACAGAUUUCAGCUGUUACAGACAUAGAGCUAAAGCGACUGAAAGAUGCUUUUAAGAGAACUUGUGGACUCUCGUAUUAUAUGACCCAACAGUGCUUCAUCAGGGAAGUUCUUGGUGAUGGAGUCCCUCCAAAAGUUGCUGAGGUUAUCUACUGUUCAUUUGGAGGCAUAUCCAAAGGGCUGCACUUCAAUAACUUGAUAGUUGGAUUAGUUCUACUCACUAGAGGCAAAGAGGAGGAGAAAACAAAAUACAUUUUCAGUCUCUUUUCUAAUGAAUCUGGGAGUUAUGUGGUUCGUGAUGAGAUGGAAAAGAUGCUGCAUGUUGUUGAUGGGAAAGUCCCAGAGUCUCUCAAGAAAUGUUUCUCUGAGGGUGAAAAGGUAAACUAUGAGAAGUUCAGGAUUUGGCUGUUGCACAACAAAGAUGCUUUCACGUUUUCCCGUUGGCUGCUGUCUGGAGGUGUGUAUGUGACACUCACUGAUGAUAGUGACACUCCUACCUUCUAUCAAACCCUGGCUGGAGUCACACACUUGGAAGAAUCUGACAUCAUUGAUCUUGAGAAACGGUACUGGCUGCUAAAAGCUCAAUCAAGAACUGGACGCUUUGAUUUAGAAACAUUUGCUCCCUUGGUUUCCCCUCCUAUUCAUCCAUCUCUGAGUGAAGGUUUGUUUAAUGCCUUUGAUGAAAACCGAGACAAUCACAUAGAUUUUAAAGAAAUUUCCUGUGGGCUCUCAGCAUGUUGCAGGGGACCCCUGGCAGAAAGGCAGAAGUUUUGCUUCAAGGUUUUUGACAUUGAUCGGGAUGGUGUGCUGUCUCGCACAGAACUUAAAGAAAUGAUGGUUGCGCUUUUAGAGGUCUGGAAAGAUAACCGUACUGAUAAAAUACCUGAGUUGGACAUGGAUUUAUCUGAAAUUGUAGAAGAUAUUUUGAAUAUGCAUGACAACACAAAGGUAGGAAUUUGCUAUUUUCCUGUCAUUUCUAUAACAGUAUCUUCAAUUUAUGCAUUUAUAAAUUAAUAAAUGAAAUAAUUGUGUGCUUUCCUUAAAGCAGAGGUGUCAAUAAAAGAAUCUUACGUGAAAUGUCAGUUUUCCAUUAACUUUUCCACAUUGUUCUGUUGCAAAGUAAUGUUUGAAUUUAUAAGUCAUUAUAUACAAAACUCAACCAAAAAUGCAUAACCAAAUAAAGUUAAUUUGAAGCAUACACUGUUUAUAAGGCUUUAUUAGGUGUAAUUAAUACCACUUUUAAAUCUGAUGGCUUACUUCUUGUGAAGAAUGCUGUUUGUUUCUUUCAUGUUAAAAUGAUCUGGAGAAGGAAGAGUAGUGCAGUGGUGAAUUUCAUCUUUUAUGCUCAGUAAAAAGAUAGGUUAUUCUCCUGUACUGGAACAGAACUGCACUGAUUCAAAAGUAACUCUGGUGUUAUUACAAGAUUUUUUUGGCAAGUGACAUCAUAUGCAAUCAGUGAAUACAAACAGCACAGAAUUACUGUUGGAAAGCUAAGUGUCUGUGAAACCAUGGAGGCCACUGUCAUGACAGAACAACAAAUCUUAAUAGUUUGUAUUGUGCUUUGUAGUUAAUUGUGAGUAAAUCUUUAAUUAUGUUCUUGCUUUUUGCAAUGGGCACCAUUAUCUGCAAACAAUAUUGUGAUAGUUGUUUCCAUUGUUUCACUCUUUGCUUCGCUAAUUAUAAGAGGAAGUGCAAAUUGUGAAUAAUGUAAGAAAGGCUCUAAAGAAUUCUUAGUUACUUGUUUGAAUAGUUCUCUUGACUGCUUGUACUUCUACAAAGUGGUAGGCAAAUAUUUUGUUAGAGUUCAGUUACUGCUAGGGCAAUAGGAAAUAAGGCUUCAGUGAGCUCCUUCUUCUCAUGCUUUGAGGCUUUUGUUUGGUCUUUUAAUGGAGGGUUUAUAAUAGCAACCUCAUCUCCAUAGAGAGUA